CGCGAUGAAAAGUGAACUAUUUGAAAGAAAAAUGGCGGAAAAACAUACUGGAGCUGCACAAGACAGUUGCUGCACUGUCGCCGUUGCUGGUGAUUUUCCAGAUGAGGGCAACUCGCUGACAUCAACAUCGAAUAAACGCUCGUCCACAAGCCCCAGCACAGUUCCCCCAAACAAAUCUCGCCGUACCAUUGCCCCCACCACAUCGAGGCCAGACGCUGGGGAAGGCCAGUCAGAGAUGGACAAACUAAAAAGGCAGACAGAAGUCACAGAGGGACCUUCGAGUCUCACUGCACGGAGGAAAUCCUGGAGGAGAGCAACCAUAACCCGACGCUCUCUCCCAGCCCUCCCCCACCCAUAUCAGGUUUUGUCCAGGAGCAUAAGUGCAUCCAUACCACAACAAGAGAGGCUCGAGGAACUGGAGGAGGCUUCAAUGAAGAUGGCAAUAGAAAGAACUCAGAAUUUGCUGCAAUCAGUACCGAACAGCUCACUGGAGUCCUUACAAAAACAAGUUGAGCACAUGGAGAAAGAUUGGGGACAUCUUACUAAAAUAAUACGCAAAGAACCAGGGAAUGAUGAACCCUCUGCCAAAGCAGCCAGUGAUCCUGCAGUUCAUAGAGCCAGCGAAAAGUUACAGAAGGCUAUCAAUAGGCUGCAGGCUGAAAGUGAAUCUUGGGAGGCACUGUUGAACAAACACAGGAGUAAAGCAGAGGAACUGGCGAGGAAAGUGGAACGGGGCCAGGAAGGAGGCAUACCAUUAGACUCAGCAUCUGUGGCCCAGUCAUCACAGUACCAUUGCAUUCAGAGCAAACCCGACUACAACGCUCUGCUCCGUCGACAACUGCCCAUGCUUCACACUAUGACAAUGAUUAUGGACACUCAAAGUAAGAUGGUUAAACAGCUUUCAUCCAUCAAGGAGCAGUUGCAGUUAUUGGUGAAAGAGACCAGUGGCAGAUUGGCGGCAGAGGUUGGAAUCCAGGAUUCUUUGCCUGACCUCAUCAGGAAUUUCAUGGCUGCACCUUUACCCUCGACAACUACAUAGUCCCUUUUGGAUGGAGGCAAGCACAAGCAAUCGAUCAUCUAAUUGGUCAUGGCUCAUUACGGAUUAUUGAUGAAGCUCAUAUAUUUGUGUACCUUCUGGUAAAUUCACUGACAUGUGAUUUGAAAACUUUCAUUGCCAAGUCUUUUUUCGUCUGGUAUUAUUAUAUAGAUUUCUUUGUCAGGAGAUUCUUCUCACUUCUGACUUCUGCAUGUUUGACUGUGGCAAUAGUUCAGUUAGUCCAUGUGUUUGACCAGCAGGUGGCAGUGGCUGGCUAUACAAUGUUAUAAGAAGCUUGGAGAAAGGCCAGAGUGGAUUUUUCUGUUAGGCCUUCAUUCAUUGUAUUACCUGUAAAACCUGAAGCUGUUAAGAAUUAAGGAACAGGCAAAUGUUUCCCAAACCUUUGUAAAAACAUCCCCCCAAAACAAGUAAUUGCUCCUUGUUCCUGAAAUAAAAAUAUAUAUAAUCUCUAUAUUGGGAACCAACUUGACUGUUUCUUAAAAAAUUGAGUCUGACAAUUGUAUUGGAAGGACACUUUAAGUGGUUUGAUUACUACACAUUUUUGAAUAUACUAAAAAGACACGCAAAGAGAAGCUGAACCAUGUUGGUGUGUAUACAUAAUGUUAUUAAACCUGUGAAGAAACGCCAAUGUAUUAAUUGAAAUGUACUUAGUCAACUUUGACAAAUAUUGAAUAUAAGGUAUCAAUAAAGUCUUUUUUAUGUACAUCCUUUUUACACACUCAUCCCCAGUUACAUUUAUUCUCUCUUUGGUGCUGCAUCUAUUUCACUUCAUCAGUGUCCCCUGACCAUUCAGGAGGAGGCCCCUCCCCCACCGUGACUCACCCCCAUCUCUUGCAUUUGGCUGGGUCACUGAUGCAGAACGAAGCUUUGACAUUGUACCAGUCAGUCAACGCUUUGUUCACUAUCACUCCUAUCACUUGGACUCAUUAAUGUUCAUACUUAAUUUUUCUCUGAUAACAGAGAAGAAUCCCCCUUUUAACAUCGACAACAAUACAUUGAGUGUGAAUGACUCCCUGCUCUGCAGUUCUGAGCUCCAACAUGGGGUAUGCUGAAUUUGUCUUGUUAUUGUAUUCAAGGGAGCGACUAGAGAGCAGGGGACAAGCACAGAGAAGACAAGCAGGGUUGU
Messenger RNA from Notothenia coriiceps (black rockcod), 2183 nucleotides. It is a transcript of the gene dsn1, whose product is annotated as DSN1 component of MIS12 kinetochore complex. Gene Ontology annotation, biological process: cell division; chromosome segregation. The coding region runs from base 5 to 1039 and encodes 344 amino acids. The transcript has 11 exons. Gene Ontology annotation, cellular component: MIS12/MIND type complex. The record is from RefSeq and is a predicted model, not a curated record. Lineage: Eukaryota; Metazoa; Chordata; Actinopteri; Perciformes; Nototheniidae.